Messenger RNA from Brachypodium distachyon (stiff brome), 2967 nucleotides. RefSeq names its product large proline-rich protein bag6. Gene Ontology annotation, cellular component: BAT3 complex. NCBI's taxonomy places the organism in Eukaryota, Viridiplantae, Streptophyta, Magnoliopsida, Poales, Poaceae. The record is from RefSeq and is a predicted model, not a curated record. The coding region runs from base 485 to 2566 and encodes 693 amino acids. Gene Ontology annotation, molecular function: polyubiquitin modification-dependent protein binding; misfolded protein binding. The transcript has 16 exons.
UCUUCCCGUCUCCCAUCCUGUUCGCCUCCCUCCCCCCCGAUAUCCCCAGGAAACUAGGGUUUCGUCGCCGCCGCCUCUUCCCUCGCCGGCGGCCCCUAUCCACGCCGGCGGACCCGACGCUACCGCCUCCGCUUCCUUCGCCAUCUCCUUCUCCACCUUAUCCGUCAUCCCGAUCUCAACUCGCCGAAUCCCUGCCGGCGGCCGCCCCGCAUCUCCGAGUGCCCUCCCCGACACGACGCCACCGUCUCUUAGCUCCCGCGGCCGCCGGUUCUUUUUCCUCCUGCGGAUCCGGACAUCCCCGAGCUCUAGCCGGCACGUGCCUCCGCCCCGCCACCUGUCAUCUUCGACUCACCGCCGCCGUCGCCAGCCUCCUGAAUCACCUCCUCAGGCUGCCGUCCACGCCGUCCUCCACCACCUCUUCCUCGGGUCCCCAGGCUGCCGUCCACCACCUGCCCCGGUCGCCAUCCACCUUCUGCUGGAGAUUAUGGAUUGCGAUUCUUCAAAUGUACAAAUGUCACAUUGUGCUGAGGAUUCUGAGACUACAAUAGAGAUCAACAUUAAAACCUUGGAUUCUCAAACAUACAAUUUGCGUGUGAACAAAUGUGUGCCAGUUCCUUUGCUAAAGGAAAAAAUCGCUACCGUAACUGGAAUAUUGUCUGAACAACAACGCUUGAUUUGUCGUGGGAGAGUCCUAAAGGAUGAUGAACUUCUGUCUGCAUAUCAUGUUGAAGAUGGUCAUACGUUGCAUCUUGUUGUUAGACAACCAGGCCAGCCAGCAACAUCAGGAAACGCUGGAAAUGAAGCUCCUUCAGCAAAUUCUGCUCACCAUCAUGGCCCCACAGUUGCUCGCAGUAUUGUACUUGAGGCUGUUAAUUUGGAUCAGGGGGGUGAAUUCUCUAGCCUUGCUCAGAUUCUCCAAAGCCUGUUUAGCGCAGCUUCGGGUGGACCAGCACCUUCUGAUACCAGACCUUCAGAACCUACACAACCAUCAUUCCCAAAUGGUGCCAGGGUUGAACUUGACCAACAGCAGGCUUCUCUACUUUUCCCUGAAGCGACACCUGGGUCAUCAGAACCAAAUGUUAUCCCUGAUUCCUUGACCACUAUUUCUCAGUACAUUGAGUUCAUGAGGGAUUCAUUUAGGAGGGAAGGCUUCAACGAAAAUGGACAACCCAUAGGUAACAUUGACCACAGAAACACACAAAGUGCUCAUGUUGGUGGUACUCAAAAUCAGGAAAGCCAGCCUGAUUCAUCUUCUGCACAGCAUGGACUUCCUACUGCAUCAUUGCUAGCUGAAACAAUGUACUCGACCAGACAACUUCUUGUUGAUCUUGCUGGACCAUUGCUAUCUCAACUAUCUGCGCAAUUGGGCGAUCUUGUGAAUGUAAGUGACUCUGCAACGCGGAGGAACCUUCAACAUGGCGCAAUGAGACACGGUGUUCUCCUCCAGAACCUUGGUUCAUUACUUCUAGAACUUGGCCGCACAACAAUGAUGCUUCGCAUCAACCCUGCACCUUCAGAAGCGGUUGUAAAUUCUGGACCAGCUGUUUUUAUAUCUCCAUCUGGGCCAAAUCCUCUUAUGGUUCCGCCUGUUCCCUUUUUUCCAGGAGCAAGAUCUGUCCAAAUGGGUCCGAUAUUUUCUAGUCUUAGUUCGCAAGGCUCCGUUCUACACCCAAGAGAGGCUGAUAUCCAUGCCCGUACAAGUGGUUCUGUGCCUGUAGCCAGUACUAACCCAAGUGAACCGGUUGGGGCACAGCAAGCACAAGAACGUACAGAUAGAACUGGAAAUGCUUCUCAUACAAACGUUAGAGAAGCAUCUGCGCGAGUUACAGGUGGUGCUCCUUUUGCUGUUGGGUCUGGAGUUAGACUGUUACCACUUAGAACAGUUGUCGCUGUGCCUGCUGGCAUCAGGCGCCCUCCAUCAGGUUCUUCUAGUGGAGGAGUUGGUGUUAUUUAUCCAAUGGUCACCAGAAUUCAACAAAGAGUAAAUACUAGUGGUAGUGAUGCACGAAAUGGUCAAACUCCAAAUGAACCUGGUCGUAGUGACACCCAUGCCACUGUGCAGCCGAAUCCUCAGCCAUCUCAAGCUCACGAAACAGGUAAUCCAGUAUUUCCUGUCGAUGUCAAUGUGAGCAACAGCUCUCAGGCCUCCCCUGGGCAGCAGAAUGGCCAGUCUCCUUUAUUAUCUCAUUUGAUGGACAAUUUCCAGUGGAUUGGAUCAGCAUCUUCUGUAGGAAAUUCCCGCGCAAAUGUCACGAGUCAGCAUGUCCCAAUGUCUUCUGCUGAGCAGGUAGAUGUUACAAACCGUGGAGCACCUGAAGUGCCAGGGGUUAGCAAUGAGGGGAUACGCUUUGCUAAUUUUCUCCAACAAAUCAUGCCAUUUAUCUCCCAAGUCGAAAACCAGCCUCAAAGCACCCCAGGAGAUGGUAGCAGUAUUCCUUCACAGGUUGCGUCUGGGAGCUCAAACAGUGCAAGGGAUGAGCCAAGUGAUUCUAGGAGGAAUUCACAUGAUCAUAACCGCGACCCAGUUGAUGGCCCCAAUUCUAAAAGGCAAAGAACGAGUGACUGAUUCAGAUCGGCUUUGCUAUUGUUCGAUGCUGCUGCUUUGCAGUAGGUGAGUUGAGAAGUCGUCCAGUUCUUGCAGCACCGGAGGAUUAAUCAUGAUAUCGAGAGUCGUAACCAUAUCGAAGAGAAGUGAAUUUAGUUGGCAGUGUAUAGUUGAGCAUCUAGGACAUUAGGCGAGGCACCUGUGCUUCCUUUUUCCGCUGCAGUUCUUGUAAUCUUUUACUUUCGAGAGCAUAUAUAUAGAUGCAUCUUGUAUGCAUCUCCAGUAUGUAGAAAUCAAUUUUAUUCAAGGUGUAAGUAUCCUUGCUAUUCUCUUCCGCAAAUUAACCAGUCAAUUCUCUUUAAUGGAUUGAGGCUUUGGACUGGUAAAAAAACAUUUUAACUAUUAUCGAGCCCUUUUGGUUA